Patiria miniata (bat star) is the source of this 1884-nucleotide messenger RNA. RefSeq names its product putative nuclease HARBI1. The transcript is spliced from 3 exons. Lineage: Eukaryota; Metazoa; Echinodermata; Asteroidea; Valvatida; Asterinidae. The record is from RefSeq and is a predicted model, not a curated record. The coding region runs from base 862 to 1680 and encodes 272 amino acids.
UGUAUGGGGCUAAGCUAGGCUUGGCACGGCAUGUUGUUUUUGGAGCAGACAUGGCGGAAGGGAUAUUGAAAGGAGGGUUUUAAUUUAUUGGUUUCAUCGCAACUACUAAUGGAGGGCCCCUGUUUAUUUUCAAUCAAAUAAUACUCAAGGGUGUCUUUUUAUUACUCAAACAUUUCCUUUUGUAGCAGACUUCUCUCAAUUCUAAUGACACUUUUUUUGCGGUAAUUUUCAUCAUUUUUGGGUGGCAGAAAUUAUUUCCUAAGCAGUUUACGGUUAGUUAUUUUGGCUAUGAUACAAGCAGGAAAGGUCACUUUAUAUGUUUGAAUCGUUUCAAAUAUAGAUCGCUAAGAAAUCAGUUAGGCCUAUGUUAGUACUAUAGGCCUCAUGAGACCUAAUGACGUCACACUUUGUUUAUAUGUGGGCUUUCCCGUGGUAAAUGGUCCCUACUUUGUCUGGCGUCCUGACUUUGCUUUCAUAGGAUUAGGAAAACCCAUAUGUAAACAAAGUCAUUAUGUCAUUAGGUCUCAGGUCUAUUUGUGGAAAGAGGGCAGGGUUUUGAUUUAUGAAAGAAAGUUGUAAUUGGGGGAUAACAGUGUGAGGCCCCAGUCUUCACUGCGUGAUAAUGACUGGGGAGGCGGGAUGACCACUGUUAAUGCAAACUGUGUUACAAUAGCACUUUUUAACCAGGACACACGUUAUUGAAGAUCACAAAGUGUGAACUUUAAAUUGAAGCCUUUUUAAAGAUGUAUUUAAAAACGUUUCACGCUUAAAGUGUGUGUUAGAUAAUGUAAUAAUAAUCAAAUAUUCACUUGCAAAUUUGAAUUUCUAUUGUCACAGCGUAGCAAUGCAAUCUCAGCGCAGAUGCAGCUUUUGACGGCCCUUAGAUUUUUUGCCACUGGCUCCUUUUACACCAUGCACGGAGACCUUCAUGACAUGAGUGCACCAUCAGUGAGCAGGAUAAUCCAUCGAGUCUGUAGAGCCAUCAAUAGAGAAGCCAACAGAGUCAUCAAGUUUCCUGUGCGCCAACAUGAUGUGAACAGAGCCCAACGCGACUUCUUUGCCAUCGCCGGCUUUCCUGAAGUUGUUGGAGCUGUUGAUGGGAGUCACAUCCGUUUGUAUGGUGCCCCUCUAAUGGAUGACGAGCACCUAUAUGUUAACCGGAAAGGCUGGCACAGCAUCAACAUUCAAGUCAUCUGUGAUGCUAACUACCUGAUCACAAAUGUUGUCGCCAGGUGGCCAGGCAGUACACACGACAGUGCCAUUAUCCACGGCAGUGUCAUUGGUGACAUGUUUAGUGAUGGCAGGCUGCAAGGUAUGCUCAUAGGUGAUUCAGCAUAUGCCCUCAGACCGUGGCUGACGACACCAAUUGAGAACCCCAUAACAGACGCUGAAAGAAAUUAUAACAGGUGUCACAGAAGAACAAGGGUCAAGGUGGAGCAAACGUUCGGUCAGCUAAAGCGGAAAUUUCCAUGCCUGGCACUUGGUCUCAGGGUAUCACCCAGUAGAGCAUGUCAAAUCAUCAAGGCUUGCUGCGUUCUGCACAAUCUAGCCAAGAUCAUGGGUGAGCCUGAUUUUGAGGAGGAAGUAGAAGUUGAGGAGGUUGGGGCUCUGCCAUAUGUUGGAGUACUCCAUGAUGGUCAAGCACAUAGGGAGCGUAUUAUUCGUCAGUAUUUUAACUAAAUUGAUGUAUUGUAAAGUUUCAUAGUUAAUUCAACAGAUGUUGAAAUGUUAUAAAAAUUAGAGUGGCCUCAUAUUUCAUCCUGAGCAAGGACUUUUUCAGAGGCAAAGGAUUUUGCAUUAUGUGAUUUCUUGCCUCUGAAAUUGUCCUUGUUGAGGAUGAGUGGGAGACUUUUGAGACAAUGGUGGCAGCAAACACACAGGUCC